Molecule: messenger RNA, 1784 nt
Organism: Cryptomeria japonica (Japanese cedar)
Lineage: Eukaryota; Viridiplantae; Streptophyta; Pinopsida; Cupressales; Cupressaceae
Product: ubiquitin receptor RAD23b
Exons: 12
Coding region: 224-1387 (387 amino acids)
Biological process (GO): proteasome-mediated ubiquitin-dependent protein catabolic process; nucleotide-excision repair
Cellular component (GO): nucleoplasm; cytosol
Molecular function (GO): ubiquitin binding; damaged DNA binding; proteasome binding
Source: RefSeq, a predicted model, not a curated record
GCAAUAUGGGCAUUGAGAGUGGCUCUACGAGGGGGAUUGCCGAAUUCAUAUAAAAAGGCUUUAAAUUUGUAUUACACGGACAAGAUUGUCAACUCAACUCAUACAUCUUGGGUUUUGUUCUCGCCCUUCAACUUUUCUUUAUCAGUCUUUGCAAUUUUGUUGUCACACUGGGAAGAAUACCAGUCGUUUACAGAACUCGCUUGAGCACAUCUUGGUGGCGAAGAUGAAGAUAACCAUUAAGACUUUGAAGGGAAACAUCUUCAGCAUCGACGUACAGCCCGCCGAUACUGUUAUUGCUGUUAAGAAACGCAUAGAGGAAACUCAAGGUAAAGAUGCCUAUCCAUGCGUACAACAACUAUUGAUACAUCAGGGUAAAGUGUUGAAAGAUGAUACAACAAUUGAGGAGAACAAGAUUACAGAAAAUGGUUUCCUUGUUGUUAUGCUAACUAAGACGAAGUCCACAGGAGCAGGAGCCACCUCAUCAGCAGCAGGUGCCACAUCAACUCAGCCUUCGUCUGCAACCACACAGACAGAUCCUACACCUAGUCCAGCAGUACCUGCAUCACCACCCAGACUUCAGCCUGCAGCUGUGACACCUUCAACUGUGGCGUCUGCAGCCACUACUGCACAAGAAAAUGCAGAUAACUACGGUGAUGCAGCAUCAAAUCUUGUUUCCGGAAAUAACCUUGAACAGACUAUCCAGCACAUUCUGGAUAUGGGUGGGGGUAGCUGGGACAGGGAGACAGUCAUUCGUGCACUUCGAGCAGCUUUUAACAAUCCCGAACGAGCUGUAGAAUAUUUAUAUUCUGGUAUCCCUGAGGCGGCUGAAGUGCCUGUACCUGUUGCACGGCAACCAUCUUCAAAUCCACUACCAACUGGACAAGUUCCAACAACUGCACCAUCACAAGCUGCACCUCCCUCAGGAGGGCCAAAUGCUGCUCCACUAAAUCUUUUUCCACAGGGUCUGCCAAGCAUGGGUGCUGGAGCUGGAGCUGAAGGUGGGGCAUUGGACUUUCUUCGUAAUAACCAACAGUUUCAAGCCCUUCGCACAAUGGUCCAAGCCAAUCCCCAAAUUUUACAGCCAAUGCUUCAAGAACUUAGCAAACAGAAUCCCCAGCUAAUGAGGCUUAUACAAGACCACCAGGCUGAUUUUCUUCGACUUAUCAAUGAACCCGUUGAAGGUGCUGAAGGAGAUUUACUUGGUCAGCUUGGGGGUGCAAUACCUCAUUCCAUUAAUGUCACGCCAGAAGAGAGAGAGGCUAUUGAAAGACUGGAAGCAAUGGGUUUUGAGCGUGCCCUUGUUAUAGAAGCAUUCUUGGCAUGCGACAAGAAUGAGCAAUUGGCAGCAAACUAUCUACUGGAGCAUGCUGGAGAUUAUGAUGAUUGAUUCUGAACUAAAUAAUCUCAUUCUCUGAAUUGUGUUUUGAAAUGUCUUAUAAGGAUAUUCUUAUAAUCUUUGUGUUGUAUGUCUAAAUAAUCCAGUUUUUAUUUUUCCCAUGGUGAGCAGAGCUUCAUAGUUUUUUAGGUAUAUUUGGUACACAUCUAUCUCUUUGUAAUUCAAACAGUGAGCUGGUGUUUAUAAUUUCUGGGAUGUUUUUUCCCACACCUUUUUCUACAUAGAUCAUUGUCUAGUCAGUAACUGUUAGAGGUGAACAACUUUUACACAAGGUUCUUUUUUUAGGGAUUGAUAUUUGAGAUAAUAAUCGGUCUAAUAACUGUGCUAUGCGACAAUGAUAUUGUAAAGUAGGCAAUAUAUUGUUACUUGAUUGUUUCAAGGUUACAAA